Messenger RNA from Rotaria sp. Silwood1, 558 nucleotides. NCBI's taxonomy places the organism in Eukaryota, Metazoa, Rotifera, Eurotatoria, Philodinida, Philodinidae. The record is from the annotation of a GenBank genome assembly.
AUGAAGUCAAUCAAUAUUGUAUCAUUAUUGCUUGUUAUUUGUGUUUUCUCUACUGAAGGUUUACUUACACAAAAAAAGGAUGGUACAUCUGAAAAAACUAAAGCACCUAAGAAGGAGAAAUGUAUGAUUGUUAAAGGCAAAGGUAAAAAUCUUGUUGGCGAUAUUAUUUAUAUACACAAAGAUUUUGUUCCAACAUUAAAAACCAUUGAUAAUAUUGCUAAACAAUGCGAGAUUAAAUUAGCUAUCAAAGGAUCUUAUGAAUCAGUAAAAGAUCCAUCAAAAGCAUCAAGCUUUACUGCAGCUAAUGCUGGCAAGCAACUUACAUUUAUUAUUAUGGAUAAAACUGGAAAAAAAAUAGUUUGUAAUCAUAUGUGUCUUACUAAAGAAGGUGAAAAAAUUCCGCAAGUCAAAUGUCUUGCUACAAAUCUACGUAAAGAGAAUUUAAUUUAUGCACCUCGUGGCGAAGCGGGUAAACUUAAUGAUGGAUCUGAUACAAAAGUUGGUUUUACUGAUACUGCUCGAAGUAUUCAAGAAGCAUGUAAAGGUGCCAAACUUUAA